Messenger RNA from Manis pentadactyla (Chinese pangolin), 3783 nucleotides. It is a transcript of the gene GUCY2C, whose product is annotated as guanylate cyclase 2C. Gene Ontology annotation, molecular function: peptide receptor activity; protein kinase activity; guanylate cyclase activity. Gene Ontology annotation, biological process: protein phosphorylation; cGMP biosynthetic process; receptor guanylyl cyclase signaling pathway. The coding region runs from base 130 to 3354 and encodes 1074 amino acids. The record is from RefSeq and is a predicted model, not a curated record. The transcript has 27 exons. NCBI's taxonomy places the organism in Eukaryota, Metazoa, Chordata, Mammalia, Pholidota, Manidae.
GAAAGGACUGUAAGGAAGAGUGGACGAGGGGACCCAGCUAGAGGCCAUCCUGCUGGGGUUCCUGCCUCCCUAAAGACGCAGAGUAAAGCAAGUGAGCACAAGGAGUAUGGUUCUGAGGUAAGCCAGGUCAUGAAGACGCCACUGUUGGGCUUGGCUUUGUGGUCACUGCUCCUCCGCCCAGGGCUGAUGUUCUGGACCUCCCAGGUGAGUCGGAACUGCAACAACGGCAGCUACGAGAUCAGUGUCCUGAUGAUGAACAACUCAGCUUUCUCAGAGUCCCUGGAUAACUUGAAAGAAGCAGUGAAUGAGGGAGUGGAAAUAGUGAAACAGCGUCUGCUUGAAGCUGGCAUAAAUGUGACAGUGAAUGCUACCUUUAUCUAUUCGGAGGGUGUGAUUUAUAAGACAAGCGACUGCCGGAGUAGCACCUGCGAAGGCCUCGACCUACUCAGGACCAUUUCAAGUAAAAAACGGAUGGGCUGUGUCCUCAUGGGGCCCUCGUGUACAUAUUCCACCUUCCAGAUGUACCUUGACACAGAUUUGAAUUAUCCCAUGAUAUCAGCUGGAAGUUUUGGAUUGUCAUGUGACUACAAAGAAACUUUAACAAGGCUGAUGUCUCCAGCUAGGAAGUUGAUGUACUUCUUGGUUAACUUUUGGAAAGUCAAUGAUUUGCCAUUCAAAACUUUUUCCUGGAAUACUGCAUAUGUUUUCAAGAAUAGUACUGAGUCUGAGGACUGUUUCUGGUACCUCAAUGCUCUUGAGGCUGGAGUUUCCUACUUUUCUCAGGAACUUAGCUUCAAGGAGAUGUUGAGACGAGAUGACCAGUUUCAGGAUAUCUUAACAAACCAGAACAGGAAAAGUAAUGUGAUUGUUAUGUGUGGUACACCAGACAUUGUCUACUCCCUCAAGGGUGACCGGCCAGAGGCUGAAGACACUGUCAUCAUUCUAGUGGAUCUCUUCAACAACAAUUACUUCAUGGAAAAUGUCACAGCCCCUGAUUAUAUGAAAAAUGUCCUUGUUCUAACUCUGCCUCCUCCUGAAAAUUCCACCUCAAAUGGUUCUUCCUUCAAGGGUUUAACACUGGCAAAAAAUGAUUUUGCUCUUGCCUACCUGGAUGGAGUAUUGCUCUUUGGACACAUGCUGAAGAUCUUUCUUGAAAAUGGAGAUGAUGUUACCAGCCCCAAAUUUGCUCAGGCUUUCAGGAACCUCACUUUUGAAGGGUAUUCAGGUCCUGUGACUUUGGAUGACUGUGGAGAUAUUGACAAUACCAUGGCACUUCUGUAUACCUCUGUGGAUGACAACAAAUACAAGCGUCUUUUGACCUAUGACACACACAAAAAUAAGACUACUUCAGCAGAGACAAACCCAAUAUUCAUCUGGAAGAACCAUAAACUUCCUAAUGAUAUUCCAGGCCGGGGCCCUCAAGUCCUGCUGAUUGCAGUCUUCACUCUCACAGGAACUGUGAUUCUGCUCCUGCUAAUUGCUCUUCUGGUGCUGAGAAAAUAUAAAAAAGAACAUGAACUUCGUCAGAAAAAAUGGUCCCACAUUCCUCCUGAAAAUAUCUUUCCUCUGGAGACCAAUGAGACCAACCAGAUUAGCCUGAAGAUUGAUGAUGACAAGAGGAGAGAUACGAUCCAGAGACUACGACAGUGCAAAUACGACAAAAAGCGAGUGAUUCUGAAGGAUCUCAAACACAAUGAUGGCAAUUUCACUGAGAAACAGAAGAUAGAAUUGAACAAGUUACUGCAGAUUGACUAUUACAACCUAACCAAGUUCUACGGCACAGUGAAGCUUGAUUCCAUGAUCUUUGGGGUGAUCGAAUACUGUGAGAGAGGAUCCCUUCGGGAAGUUUUAAAUGACACCAUUUCCUAUCCUGAUGGUACAUUCAUGGAUUGGGAGUUUAAAAUCUCUGUCUUGUAUGACAUUGCUAAGGGAAUGUCAUAUCUUCACUCCAGUAAGACGGAAGUCCAUGGUCGUCUGAAAUCCACCAACUGUGUGGUGGACAGUCGAAUGGUGGUGAAGAUCACUGACUUUGGCUGCAAUUCCAUAUUACCACCAAGGAAAGACCUCUGGACGGCCCCUGAGCACCUCCGCCAAGCCAACAUCUCUCAGAAAGGAGAUGUGUACAGUUACGGGAUCAUUGCCCAGGAGAUCAUCCUGCGGAGGGAAACCUUCUAUACGUUGAGCUGCCGGGACCAGAAUGAGAAGAUUUUCCGAGUGGAGAAUUCCAAUGGACUGAAACCCUUCCGCCCAGAUCUGUUCCUGGAAACAGCAGAGGAAAGAGAGCUGGAAGUCUACCUGCUUGUAAAAAACUGUUGGGAGGAAGAUCCUGAAAAGAGACCAGAUUUCAAGAAAAUCGAGAGUACACUGGCCAAGAUAUUUGGCCUAUUUCAUGACCAAAAAAAUGAAAGUUAUAUGGAUACGUUGAUCCGACGCCUACAGCUGUAUUCUCGAAACCUGGAACAUCUGGUGGAGGAAAGGACGCAGCUGUACAAGGCAGAGAGGGACAGAGCAGACAGGCUCAAUUUUAUGUUGCUGCCCAGGCUAGUGGUAAAGUCUCUGAAGGAGAAAGGCAUCGUGGAGCCUGAACUCUAUGAGGAAGUAACAAUCUACUUCAGUGACAUUGUAGGUUUCACCACUCUCUGCAAAUACAGCACCCCCAUGGAAGUGGUGGACAUGCUCAAUGACAUCUACAAGAGCUUUGACCACAUUCUUGAUCACCAUGACGUGUACAAGGUAGAAACCAUUGGUGAUGCCUACAUGGUAGCUAGUGGUUUGCCCAAGAGAAACGGCAAUCGGCAUGCAAUAGACAUUGCCAAGAUGGCCUUGGAUAUCCUCAGCUUCAUGGGGACCUUCGAGCUGGAGCAUCUUCCUGGCCUCCCAAUAUGGAUUCGGAUUGGAGUUCACUCUGGUCCCUGUGCUGCUGGAGUUGUGGGGAUCAAGAUGCCUCGAUACUGCCUGUUUGGAGAUACUGUCAACACAGCCUCAAGGAUGGAAUCCACUGGCCUCCCUUUGAGAAUUCACGUGAGUGGCUCCACAAUAGCCAUCCUAAAGAGAACUGAGUGCCAGUUCCUGUAUGAAGUGAGAGGAGAAACGUACUUAAAGGGAAGAGGAACUGAGACCACCUACUGGCUGACGGGGGUGAAGGACCAGGAGUACAACCUGCCGACCCCUCCUACUGUGGAGAACCAACAGCGCUUGCAAGCUGAAUUUUCAGACAUGAUUGCCAGCUCUCUGCAGAAAAGGCAGGCGGCUGGGAUAAGAAGCCGAAGACCCACACGGGUAGCCAGCUACAAAAAAGGUACCCUGGAAUACUUGGAUCUCAACACGACAGACAAUGAGAGCACCCAUUUUUAAACCUCAGCGAGGCCCAAGGACUCAAGCUAAUUCAGCACAGCUCUAUGUGGCAGCAGCCUCCCGUGUCCAGAAGGCCUCCAGCCCUCUGAGACCUCGGAGGGACAGAAGGCUCACAGGGAUUCUGCUUGGCCUCAGCUGCCUCGCCUGGAACACAGACUUGCUUCUGCAAAAGGGAUGCACACACUCAGGGCUCUGGUUACCUUUGACUCUGGAGCCUGAUCUCAACAGUGGCUCCAGGGAGCGUCCAGUCCACCUGGGGAAGAAGAGGGCUGAAUGUACGGUCGCAAAGCUGAGGAGAUUUUGUUCUCAUUUUAUUUGUUCUGGUUUGGUUUACUGAUCCUUUUUCCUUCUGUGUUCAUGAGAGGAUUUUUUAAAUUGUCACAAUUAUAUUUUAAAUACCUUUUCUCCAUUAAACUAUUUUUAACUCAU